This is a messenger RNA of Xyrichtys novacula (pearly razorfish), 24234 nucleotides long. Lineage: Eukaryota; Metazoa; Chordata; Actinopteri; Labriformes; Labridae. The record is from the annotation of a GenBank genome assembly.
UUGUAACAAAAAUGCAUUUUUAUUGUUCAAGCAUUAAGUUUGUAAAUGACACAUUACAAUUGUCAUGUAUUAAAAGCAAAGAAACAUGAACCUCAAUCACAGAAAAACAGAAAAUCAUUUUCAGCAGAAUCUUCACCUUUUAGGUUUAUCUUCUGGCUUUUUGCAUAAUUUAUUUUUCUAAAGACGUUUCAUCUGGUAAUGAUCACCACACAAAUGAUUGAAGGAAACAUAAGACCAAACCUGAGGUUUAAGAAUUAACCACGAUUCAUCUACAGCUCUCUAUGACAGAGAAAAUGAAGAAUCCUGUUUCGGCUGUGGCCAGUGAGAUCUUGUGCUAAAAUUGAUUUCUUAAUUUCAGCUGCGCAGUCUUCAAAGAAACCCGGAGGCACGUCAAAAGCAGAACUUCUUCUAAAUUUCCUGGGAGGUGGAACAACUGUUUUUAUGUUCCUGUUUCAAACAAGCGGUGCAAAAGUUUUUUGAAGCAAAUGCAUACAACAAUGGAUCCAGAGAGCUGUUCAGAAACACCAGCGCUCUGAAAAUGUCCUUGUUGUCUGUGCAAAACUUCAUCAGUCUCUCAUUUUUGCUGAAAAUUGCUUCCAAGCUAAGCAUAUUUACGAUUAGGUAUGGCAUCCAGAGGACAAAGAAGGUCACAAUGAUGCUGGUGAUCAGACAGGUGGUCUGUGGGUUGUUAAAGAGAGCUGCCCGGUCCACUUUUCUUUUGAGCCUGAUAUAUGCAAACACUACAAUACAAACAGAGGCAACCCCCAUUACAGUCUCCUCCAACAGCAAAGCUACCUGCUUGGUCAAGGAAGAGUACACAGAUUCACACUGUGGCAAGUUUCGGACUGAAAUGAUUUGUCGAUCCACCAAAACAGGGAUGGACAGGAUGAUGGCAGCCAGCCAGAGCAGAGCCAGCAGCCUCUUCUGUCCCCUGUGCUGGAACCACUUCUUCCCAUGAACCACCUGCAGGUAACGCUGGAGACUCAGGGCCAUCACAGUCAGAAGACAGCAGUGAAUGCAGCAGUAAAUCAGAUAUGCAAUGAGCUUACAGGCCAGAAGGCCAAAAGACCAGCCAUGCAGGAAGGCAUGAAUCCACAGAGGCAGAGUUAUCAGGUUGAGCAGGUCUGCAACGGCCAAAUUCAACAUCAAACUCUGGCUCAGACUCGACAUUUGCUGCCAGUUUGGUCUGAGGAUGAUCACAGCGAUGUUUCCAGGAAUUCCCAGUAUGGAGCUGAGGGAAUAAACCACAACAGGAACCAGAGUGCUGAAGUCCUGGGAGGAAGGAGGUGGAUGUCCAGGAGAGGAGGAGAUGAUGGAGGUGACCACAGUGGAGUUGAGCUGUUCCAUCCUGCCAACAAGCUGAGGAGAAAACAAAAGCUGUGUGUGCCAAGCAGAGGAUGAUGAUGUCUGUCUCUACAGAGAGAUAUGAGAACGAAAAGAGGAAGUUGCUGUUACUGCAGCAGGAAACAUCAUACCGUGGUGAGGUCAGCGUAAAAACCUCAAACACCCAGAGUUAGACAUCUAACAUUAGGUUAACCUGAAGCAAACAGCACACACAUGAUGAUUCACCGGUGUACGAACUUUUAACCUACACAAAUAUGUGCGUGAAUAAGUUCUUCAGUGUGUGCUUCAAUACAUCGAUCCAGGAGUUUUUCUGAGUUCAUCGUAAAUGAUCUCUUUGACACGAAAUCUCACCUUUACGGCUCUGCUUUUUUUCUAAGUUUGCAUCUGAUUAAAAGUUUCCUGUGACCUUUAAAAAAGCACUUUUCAUCAGCGGCUGAACAAACUUUUUGAGCUGAUGAAGAUUAUGUGAAGUUAAGGAGGAAUCGCAGAAUGCUGUUCAGUUUUAGCUUGCCUAUUUUGUUUGAUAGUGAAUUCUACGCUCUUAAAGGUGGGGUAGUCAGGAUCUGAAGAAGUGCCAGUUCUGCGGAGAAAUCUUGAAUGUGAACACUACCCCUCAAAAGCAAAUGAAUGACACUUGUUAUAACAAAAAUGCAUUUUUAUUGUUCAAGCUUUAAGUUUGUAAACGACACAUUACAAUUGUCAUGCAUUUAAAGCAAAGAAACAUGAACCUCAAUCACAGAAAAACAGAAAAUCAUUUUCAGUGGACUCUGCACCUUUCAGAUCUAUUUUCUGGCUUUUGCAUGAUUCAUUUCUCAAAAAACGUUUCAUCUGGUAAUGAUCACCACACAAAUGAUUGAAGGAAACAUAAGACCAAAGCUGAGGUUUAAGAAUUAACCACGAUUCAUCUACAACUCUCUAUGACAGAGAAAAUGAAGAAUCCUGUUCUGGCUGUGGGCAGUGAGAUCUUGUGCUAAAAUUGAUUUCUGAAUUUCAGCUGCGCAGUCUUCAAAGAAACCCGGAGGUUUUAAAAGCACCUCAAAAGCAGAACUUCUUCUAAAUUUCCUGGGAGGUGGAACAAUUGUUUUUAUGUUCCUGUUUCAAACAAGCGGUGCAAAAGUUUCUUGAAGCAAAUGCAUACAAGAAUGGAUCCAGAGAGCUGUUCAGAAACACCAGCGCUCUGAAAAUGCUCUUCUUGUCUGUGCAAAACUUCAUCAGUUUCUCAUUUUUGCUGAAAAUUGCAGCCAAGCCAAGCAUAUUUACAAUUAGGAAUGGCACCCAGAAGAUGAAAAAGGUCACAAUGAUGCUGGUGAUCAGACAGGUGGUCUGUGGGUUGUUAAAGAGAGCUGCCCGGUCCACUUUUCUUUUGAGCCUGAUAUAUGCAAACACCACAACAGAAACAGAGACAAUCCCCAUUACAGUCUCCUCCAACAGCAAAGCUACCUGCUCGGUCAAGGAAGAGUACACAGAUUCACACUGUGGCAAGUUUCGGACUGAAAUGAUUUGUCGAUCCACCAAAACAGGGAUGGACAGGAUGAUGGCAACCAGCCAGAGCAGAGCCAGCAGCCUCUUCUGUCCCCUCUGCUGGAACCACUUCUUCCCAUGAACCACCUGCAGGUAACGCUGGAGACUCAGGGCAAUCACAGUCAGGAGACAGCAGUGAAUGCAGCAGUAAAUCAGAUAUGAGAUGAGCUUACAGGCCAGAAGGCCAAAGGACCAGCCAUGCAGGAAGGCAUGAAUCCACAGAGGCAGAGUUAUCAGGUUGAGCAGGUCUGCAACGGCCAAAUUCAACAUCAAACUCUGGCUCAGACUCGACAUUUGCUGCCAGUUUGGUCUGAGGAUGAUCACAGCGAUGUUUCCAGGAAUUCCCAGUAUGGAGCAGAGGGACAAAACCACGACAGUAACCAAGGCCCUGAAGUCCUGGGAGGAAGGAGGUGGAUGUCCAGGAGAGGAGGAGCUGAUGGUGGUGACCACAGUGGAGUUGAGUUGUUCCAUCCUGCCAACAAGAUGAGGAGAGGGCAAAAGCUGUACUUGCCAAGCAGAGGAUGAUGAUGUCUGUCUCUACAGAGAGAUAUAAGAACGAAAAGAGGAAGUUCCUGUUAGUGCAGCAGGAAACAUCACACCGUGGUGAAGUCAGCAUUUGAACCUUAGUCACCCAGAGUUAGACAUCUAACACUAGGUUUACCUGAAGCAAACAGCACACACGCGAUGAUGCACCGGUUUGAGAACUUUUACCCUUCACAAAUAUGUGUUUGAAUCACUUCUUUGGUGCAUGCUUCAGUACGUCGAUCCAGGAGUUUAUCAGAGUUCAUCGUACAUGAUCUCAAUGUAACAAAAUCUGCCCUUUACAGUUCUGCUUUCCUUGUAAGUUAACAUCUGAUUAAAAGUUUCCUGUGACCCGAAAAAAAGCAAUCUUCAUCAGUAACUGAACAAGCUUUUUGACCCGAUGAAGAUUAUGUGAAGUUUAAGAGAAAUCCCAGAAUGCUGUUCAGUUUUAGCUUGCCUAUUUUGUUUGAUAGUGAAGUCUACGCUCUUAAAGGUGGGGUAGUCAGGAUCUGAGGAAGUGCCAGUUUUGGGGAGAAAUCUUGAGUGUGAACACUAACCCUCAAAAGCAAAUGAAUGACACUUGUUAUUACAAAAAUACAUUUUUAUUGUUCAAGCAUUAAGUUUGUAAACGACACAUUUCAAUUGUCAUGCAUUAAAAGCAAAGAAACAUGAACCUCAAUCACAGAAAAACGGAAAAUCAUUUUCAGUGGACUCUUCACCUUUCAGGUUUAUCUUCUGGCUUUUUGCAUAAUUUAUUUUUCAAAAGAGGUUUCAUCUGGUAAUAAUCACCAUACAAAUAUUCAUCUACAGUUCUCUAUUACUGAAGGGAAAUGAUUCUGUUUCCGCUGUGGUGGUGAUAUCCUGUGCUAAAAUUAACUUCGUCAUCAUCAUUGAGCUGAGCACUCUUCAAAGAUACCCAGAGGUUUUAAAAGCACCUCAGAAGCUAAACUUCUAAAUUUCCUGGGAGGUGGAACAACUGUUUUUAUGUUCCUGUUUUAAACAAGCAGUGCAAAAGUUUCUCGAAGCAAAAGCAUACAAUAAUGGAUCCAGAGAGCCGUUUAGAAAUGCCAGUGCUCCAAAAGUGUUCCAAUUGUCCGUGCAAAACUUCAUCAGUCUCUCAUUUUUGCUGAAAAUUGCAGCCAAGCCAAGCAUAUUUACUAUCAGGUAUGGCAUCCAGAGGACAAAGAAGGUCACAGCGAUGCUAGUGAUCAGACAGGUGGUCUGUGGGUUGUUAAAGAGAGCUGCCCGGUCCACUUUUCUUUUGAGCCUGAUAUAUGCAAACACCACGACAGAAACAGAGACAACCCCCAGCACAGUCUCCACCAUCAGCAAAGCUACCUCCUGGGCCAAGGACGAGUACACAAAUUUGCACUGUGUCAAGUCUUGGACUGAAAUGGGCUGUUGAACCACCAAAACAGGGAUGGACAGGAUGAUGGCGGCCAGCCAGAGCAGAGCCAGCAGCCUCUUCUGUCCCCUGUGCUGGGACCACUUCUUACCAUGAACCACCUGCAGGUAACGCUGGAGACUCAGGGCCAUCACAGUCAGAAGACAGCAGUGAACACUGCAGUAAACCAGAUAUGAGAUGAGCUUACAGACCAAAAGGCCAAAGGACCAGCCGUGCAGGAAGGCAUGAAUCCACAGAGGCAGAGUAAGCAGGUAGAGCAGGUCUGCAAUGGCCAAAUUCAACAUCAAACUCUGGCUCAGACUCGUCAUUUGCUGCCAGUUUGGUCUGAGGAUGAUCACAGCGAUGUUUCCAGGAAUUCCCAGUAUGGAGCAGAGGGUCAAAACCACGACAGGAACCAGAGUGCUGAAGUCCUGGGAGCAAGAAGGUGGAUGUCCAGGAGAGGAGGAGAUGAUGGAGGUGACCACAGUGGAGUUGAGUUGUUCCAUCCUGCCAACAAGCUGAGGAUAAAACAAAAGCUGUGUGUGCAAGGCAGAGGAUGAUGAUGUCUGUCUCUACAGAAACAUAUAAGAACGAAAACAGGAAGUAUGACAACCUUGGACCAAAAUAUCUCCUGAAAGGUUAGAUUUAAAUAUUUGCUGCUGUUAUUGCGGCAGGAAACUUCCCACAGUGGUGAGGCCAGCAUACAAACCUCAAACAUCCUGAGUUAGCCAUCCAACAGCAGAUUUACCUGAUGCAAAGCAGAGAAAACACGAUGAUGCACCGGUAUAUGAACUUUUCCCCAACACAGAUAUGUGCUUGAAAAUUUUUUUUGUUACGUGCUUCAAUAUGUCGAUCCAGGAGUUUUUCUGAGUUCAUCUUACAUGAUCUCUUUGACACGAAAUCUCACCUGUACAGCUCUGCUUUUUUUCUAAGUUAGCAUCUGAUUAAAAGUUUCCUGUGACCCUUAAAAAAGCACUUUUCAUCAGCAACUGAACAAACUUUUUGACCCGAUGAAGAUUAUGUGAAGUUGAGGAGGAAUCGCAGAAUGCUGUUCAGUUUUAGCUUGCCUAUUUUGUUUGAUAGUUAAGUCUACGCUCUUAAAGGUGGGGUAGUCAGGAUCUGAGGAAGAGCCAGUUUUGGGGAGAAAUCUUGAAUGUGAACACUAACCCUCAAAAGCAAAUGAAUGACACUCAUUAUAACAAAAAUGCAUUUUUAUUGUUCAAGCUUUAACUUUGUAAAUGACACAUUACAGUUGUCAUGCAUUAAAAGCAAAGAAACAUGAACCUCAAUCGCAGAAAAACAGAAAGUCAUUUUCAGUGGACUCUUCACCUUUCAGGUUUAUCUUCUGGCUUUUUGCAUGAUUCAUUUUUCAAAAGAGGUUUCAUCUGGUAAUAAUCACCACACAAAUGAAGCAUAGCGGUAGUUCAGGCAGGUCAGGGAGUCAAGCUUUAGGCUACAGUCAGCUGAUCUUAAGCCAGCCCUCAGCCAGCUGAUAGCUCAGGUGAUCGCCCUCUACACAUCCUACUGGCUAAUGUCAAAAUGGCACCUUAUUUAAACUGCUUCUCCUGCCUACUUUACCUGCUGCAACCACUAUGCAACCAACUGCCACCCCAGCUCCUCCUGUUUAUGUUGUGUCUGAUCUUACCAGUGUCAGAUGUAUUGUCACUGACGCUUGCUCUGUUCUGUGGGGGGAUUUUAAUGUAUGUAUCUUAAUCGUAUUUAUUUGCUGCUGCUUUCUCUGCCUUGGCUUUUCAUGUAUGCACAUGAAAGGGAGGGGAGGGGCGCUCCCGUCUUAUAGCCGUGGCAUUCCAUGCAAGCGCAUGGAAGGACAGGGAACUCUCAGAACAGAGCCAUACCGCCAAUGUAAAAAACGUUUGUUUGUAAAAGAUAAUAAAUUUGACUUAAGUGGUCCUGACUGAAAUGAUUUAAGGAAACGUGACCAAACCUGAGGUUUCAGUAUUUACCACAAAUCAUCCACAGCUCUCUAUGACUGAUGGGAAAUGAACGCUUCUGUUUCCACUGUGGAUGACGACACCUUGUGCUUAAAUUAAUUUCUUCAUCAUCAUCGAGCUGAGCACUCUUCAAAGGUACCCAGCGGUUUUAAAGCACAUCAAAAGCAUAACUUCUAAAUUUCCUGGGAGGUGGAACAACUGGUUUUCUGUUCCUGUUUCAAACAACCGGUGCAAAAGUUUCUUGAAGCAAAUGCAUACAACAAUGGAUCCAGAGAGCUGUUCAGAAACACCGGUGCUCUAAAAAUGUUCUUGUUGUCCAUGCAAAACUUCAGCAGUCUCUUAUUUUUGCUGAAAAUUGCAGUUAAGCUGAGCAAAUUUAAGAUCAAGUAUGGCACCCAGAGGACGAAGAAGGUCACAAUGAUACUGGUGAUCAGACAGGUGGUCUGUGGGUUGUUAAAGAGAGCUGCCCGGUCCACCUUUCUUUUGAGGCUGAUAUAUGCAAACACCACGACAGAAACAGAGACAAUCCCCAGCACAGUCUCCUCCAACAGCAAAGCUACCUGCUGGGCCAAGGACGAGUACACUGAUUCACACUGUGUCAAGUUUCGGACUGGGGAGGGUUGUCGAUCCACCAAAACAGGGAUGGACAGGAUCAUGGCAACCAGCCAGAGCAGAGCCAGCAGCCUCUUCUGUCCCCUGUGCUGGAACCACUUCUUCCCAUGAACCACCUGCAGGUAACGCUGGAGACUCAGGGCAAUCACAGUCAGAAGACAGCAGUGAACACUGCAGUAAACCAGAUAUGAGAUGAGCUUACAGGCCAGAAAGCCAAAUUUCCAGCCGUGCAGAAGGGUGGGAAUCCACAGAGGCAGAGUUAUCAGGUUGAGCAGGUCUGCAACAGCCAAAUUCAACAUCAAACUCUGGCUCAGACUCGACAUUUGCUGCCAGUUUGGUCUGAGGAUGAUCACAGCGAUGUUUCCAGGAAUUCCCAGUAUGGAGCUGAGGGACAAAACCACAACAGGAAACAGAGUGCCGAAGUCCUGGGAGAAAGGAGGUGGAUGUCCAGGAGAGGAGGAGCUGAUGGUGGUGACCACAGUGGAGUUGAGUUGUUCCAUCCUGCCAACAAGCUGAGGAGAGGGCAAAAGCUGUACGUGCCAAGCAGAGGAUGAUGAUGUCUGUCUCUACUGAAAGGUAUAAGAAUAAAAAGAGGAAGUUGCUGUUAGUGCAGCAGGAAACUUCACACAGUGGUGAGGUCAGUGUAAAAACCUCAAACACCCAGAGUUAGACAUCUACCAUUAGGUUUACCUGAAGCAAAGCAGCACACACACGAUGAUGCACCAGUAUGAGAACUUUUCCCCAACACAGAUAUGUGCUGAAAUAACUUUUUUGGUGCGUGCUUCAAUAUGUCGAUCCAGGAGUUUACCUGAGUUCAUCUUACAUGAUCUCUUACAUGACACAAACUCUGCCCUUUACAGUUCUGCUUUUCUCUAAGUUAGCAGCUGAUUAAAAGUUUCCUGUGACCCUAAAAAAGCACUCUUCAUUAGCGACUGAGCAAACUUUUUGAGCUGAUGAAGAUUGUGUGAAGUUUAGGAGGAAUCCCAGAAUGCUGUUCAGUUAUAGCUUGCCUAUUUUGUUUGAUGGUUGAGUCUACCGUAACACCGAGUUAGACACCCCAUUUAGAGAUGAAUGUUGCCGACCGCUUACUUUUUUAGUUAUACCAACUUUAGUAAGAACCACAGAUAGCAAUACACAAGCGGUCUGAUGAGCCAUAAACAAACCUCAACCAAAACAACACUCUAUAGCUACAAAUACAGCUACACUUAACCCCUCUUGCUCCCAGUGCGUGUCCUCCACCGGCGUAUGAUUGUAAGUGAUGUGCGGUGGUGGUCGGAGAGGCCGUAACUGGCUAAACCCACAGGAUCCAGACCGGCAAGUGGAUCAGAUCCGCAAGCAUACAAUGCCCACUAGAUCCGAUCUGCCGCCGCCAUCAGAGGAGAAACUGUGUGAGCAAAUGAUGUAUCCAAUGUGAGCGCUUUGAGGGUCUCUGAUAAAGCGCUAUAUGAAAUCUGAUGCAUUAUUAUUAUUAUUAUUAUUAUUAUUAUUAUUAUUGUUGUUGAUGAAGUUAGGUGCUGUUCUGAGCAUUAUUUGUGGCUAUAGAGUGGCGUUUUGGUUAAGGUUUGUUUAUGGUUCCUUAGAUCGCUGUGUAUUGCUAUUGUGCGGUCGUUACUGAAGUUGGUAUAACUAGAGAAGCAAGCAGUCGGGAACAUUCAUCUCUAGAGGGGGUGUCUAAAUCGGUGUUAUGGUGUGUUUGACCCUAAAUUAAUUUUGUGCCGGAAUAUCCCUUUAAGAGUCCAUCAGUAUCAUGUAGAAAAAAAGGGAACUUUUUGCUGGAGGCAGAGACACGCUUGUUAAAAUAAACUAACAUGGGCUAAAAUAUUGGUCCCUCGCAAUUUAGAGAGUUUGUGUGUGUGUGUGUGUGUGUGUGUGUGUGUGUGUGUGUGUGUUUCUGCACACACUUAAAACAUGCACUGACAUAAAUCUAAAUUUAUCCUUCUUGACCGCAGACAAACACGCACUGAAUCGCAACAUUUUGUCGUUUCGGUCUCUGCAAAUAAAGUUAAAUCUAAAUUCAUUUCUCCCCGCUGAAAGAAUCGCUGUUCCCCGUGUUUACCCGCCGUAAUAAAAAUAUUAGUUUAAUCCCCCCCAGAAAAAGAAAAAUACCCAUGAUUCCCUUCGUCUGGACGGGGAAAGUCCUCUCACAUGAUCAGAACCUUCAUUCAUACAGACAUGUUCGUCUGUUUCAGCCGGACUCCCACUUCUCUCUGCGGGUUCGUCACUUGUUUCUGCAUCAGAGUGGGAUGUGUGUCUGUGAGAGGAUCUUUUCCGCCAGAGAGGAUCUUUGCAUCAGCGUUUUUUCCCUUAGAUUGAAAUGAUGGACGUCAGUCUGCUGGAAACUGUUUGGAUGAAGACCAUUUGGUUUUACUGAGGAAGAAAACGUCCGCUACAUUUUGAGUGUUUUUAAGGUGGGUACACUUAUUUCUUUAAAAUGUCAUUUUAAAUAUAAUAUUUGUUAAAGUUUAAUUCACUUUAAUAUUGUUUUGCUAUCUUUGUAGAGAUGUCUGAGUUAUUAUUAGGGUCCUUUUUAUGCUAAUUAUUUAAUGUUUCAGACUCGUUCGAGUCUUUUAACAGGAUAAAUCUCUAGCCUGUAACUUUUUAAUAAGUCAGCAGAUCAAUAUCAUAAAUUAAUAACAGAUUAUUAAUGUUUGAAAUACUUUGAGUUUCUGUUUUAUUGCUUUGAUUGGUAGUCACAGAGGGAUUGCUUUUCUUGAUUUAGAAAUAACGUGACUGUAUUGAUUAAAUCGUGGACACAUUUGAUAAGAAGCAGAAACCGAGACGGUUGUUCAGUUCAGUCAGUAAACUCUUGCGCCAUCUCCUGGCCAAAUACUGUAUUACAGCCACAUAACUGUCCAGCAAUGGUAUGAUUUUUAAUAGUGUCUGCAGAGCCGGAGAGACAAGCAGAUCCACAACCGUGACAGAUCCACAACCCUCUUACUAACCGGUGUUCCACAUACCUUUUUGUGCCCAGAAAUUUGAUUUAAGUAACCAAUUAAAAAAUGCACAAGUGACCACAGUCAAAUAUUUAUUAUCUAAUCAAAUUAAAAAGUCUUUGAAAUUUGUGAAGAAAGUGUUCGGUUCUUGGGACUCAGACCACUUCUUUUCAAGGAAUUUAGAUUUAUUUUAAAAAUAAAUAAGUGCUAUCAGUCACAUAUUUAGAUAUCAAUCUAGAUUUUAUUAAUUUUACAAUUUUUUACUUUAUUAUCAUCUUUUUAUGUAUUGUCUUUCUACCUAAAAUAUUUCGGGUUUAUUCCACAAAAGUAUCAACUUUUAUUAUUCCGAUAUCACAGGGAUUGGCCUCGCUUUUUUACUCUUAAUUCCUUGGUGAUGAUUUUGACCCCCUGAAUGCAAUAGUAUGUGUCUGCAGAGCCAGAUGAAUCUGAUAUUUUGAGUGUUUUUUCAUAUAUUUUAAUGUGCAAUCUCAUGCACAUUAGCACUUCUGUUUCAUUGUCUACAAUGCUAGUAGCCGAUGGGUCAAGCCAUACAUUUCUGACUUCCAACAAGCUAAUGUUAGCAUUAGCUUCACCGAGAUUCGAUGUGCAUUUCAGACUAUUAUGGUAAACGGAUAGGGAAAAUGUCAUAAACAGAGCCUGUCACAUUGACAUUUAUUUUAAAUUCAAGACAACAGUUUUCUAUCCUACCCUCAAUCAUGAAAAAGGUAAGCCGAGACUCUCGAUUUACCGGUCGAUCUACGUACCAAUCCUCACCUAUGACCAUGAACUUUGGGUAAUGACCAAAAGAACAAGAUCGCCGAUACAAGCGGCUGAAAUGGGUUUCCUUCAUGGGAAGCCUUAGAGAUAGGGUAAGGAGCUCGGACACUCGGGAGGCGCUCAGAGUAGAACCGCUGCUCCUCCACGUCGAGAGGAGUCAGCUGAGGUGGCUCGGGCAUCUGGUUAGGACGCCUUCUGGACGCCUCCCGUUAGAGGUGUUCCGGACAUGUCCCAUGAGGAGGAGACCUCUUGGCCGGCCCAGGACCAGGUGGAGGGAUUACAUCUCUCGCCUGGCCUGGGAGCGCCUGGGAAUCCCCCGGAGGAGCAGGUGGAAGUGUCUGGGGUGAGGGCCGUCUGGGUUGUGGAUCUGUCACGGUUGUGGAUCUGCUCGACUCUCCGGCUCUGCAGAAACCCCCUACUCAUGAUUUCCCUCUUUUAAUAUUUCUAUAUCUCCGUUUCUUCUAUUUCCAGGAGGAUGGGUCUGGGUUACUUCCUGUCUCUGCUGCUCUGUGCAGCCGCUCUCACCGCCUCAUCGGUUUUCUGUAAAGAUGAGGACAGCGAGGACCUCAGGUGGACCAGGCAGAGCCUACCAGUGCUGCAGGACACACACACAGAGCUUUUAGACCCGCCUCUGUUCAGAGGCAGCGGUGUGAACGAGGAAAAAGGAGGGAAGUGUCAAAUCAAACACACAUCUGUGGACCAGAGUGAGCAGGAGAGGAUUCUGGGAUAUGAAACCACGUAUGAGAACGGCACUCGAACACACACGGAUGUCAGUUUGCCGGGUUUUAACACGACAGCUGGAGAAAAACCGGUUCAUUCACCGGCUCACACCCGCAGGAGACGUCAGGUUUACGGAUCAGACGGACGCUUCGUCAUCUCCGACUCUCACUUCAUCACAAACUACCCUUUCUCCACAGCUGUUCGCCUCUCCACCGGUUGCUCCGGAGUCCUGGUGUCGCCGAAACAUGUGCUCACAGCAGCACACUGUGUCCACGAUGGGAAGGACUACCUAGAAGGAGCAAGAAAGCUGAGAGUAGGAGUUCUGCAGCUCAAAUCUAAGAGAAGAAGAGGAGGAAGGAGGAGAAAGGGACGACGGGAAGAAGGGGAUGGUGAAGAGGAGGAGCAGAUGAUGGAGGAGGGUGAGGAGCAGAACAGCAUAGAUGGAGAUGUAGGGAAUAGGAAAAAGGACGGCAGAGGCAAGAGGCGCAGAGGAAGGAAGGAGGGAGAAGAAGGUGUAGCUGAUGGUGGAGAUGUGGAGGGUGAACGGAAGAGGCUGAACCGUGUUCGACGCGGCGCCCCGAGCAAAAAGCAGCCGGUGUUUCGAUGGUCACGAGUCAAACAAACGAAGAUCCCCCAAGGAUGGAUGCAAACGGAGAAAUCCCCAAACUCUGUGUCCUCUGACUACGACUACGCGCUGGUGGAGCUGAAACGACCCCUCAAACAGAAGUUCAUGGAGCUCGGGGUGGCGCCCUCUAUAGCCCCCCUGACGCGUAUACACUUCUCAGGCUACGAUACGGACAAGGAGUGGCCCGGAGAGGAGCGGGUGGUGUACCGGUUCUGUUCAGUGUCAAACGAGUCCGAUGAUUUGAUUUACCAGCACUGCGACGCUCAGGUGGGCGCCACGGGGGCGGGUGUUUACAUUCGUCUGAGACAGGAAGUGGGAGACGCAGGGGGGAAGGGGAAGUGGCAGCGGAGGGUGAUCGGGGUGUUCUCAGGCCAUCAGUGGGUGGAGGUAGAAGGAGGCGGGCUGAAGGACUUUAACGUCGCGGUGAGGAUUACUCCCGCCAAAUACGCCCAGAUCUGCCACUGGAUCCACGGAGACCCGCGUCUCUGCAAAGAGGUGUGACCGCCACGGAUCAGCGAGAGAAAAGAGACUCACAGAAAAGAGAAUAUUUCCAAACUUUGACUCAUGAGCUGAAAUUUUCUUUGCUUGUUAACUUUUAGCAGCGUGUUCACGUAGAUCUCGCCACGCACAGCAUCACGUAUACGGAAACGCCCCUCCUGGCGUCACGGCUGCAUCAACUCAUCACAUUAUUAAACACGCUUCAUGUUUUCUUAGAGAGAAUAUAAAGUUUGGAUUGUUUCAGAUUUAUUUGUGGACAUUUGGAGAGAGCGAGGAAAACGAAUCUUCAGCAAAGAGUAACCUUUGACCUCUGAGACAAGGACGCUGCAUCUAUAUAAGAGCUCACGCUUCAGCCGCCAAUCCUGCACCUCAGUUUAAGAUAUAAGUGUGUCACAAUAAUGCAAUAACUAGAACUUUUUAAGAUGUACUGAUCUAUUCAGGUCUUUAAGAUGUGUGUUUGAACUAGAUGAAUAAACGGUUUUCCUCAACAGGGUCAGGUGACAUUGACCUCUUCUAAAAACUUACAGUCUUCUCAAAGUGCAAUUUAAAGGGAAAUUCUGGCGUAAAAUUAAUUUAAGGUCAAACACACCAUAACACCGAAUUAGGCACCCCCUACAGAGUUGAAUGUUGCCGACCGCUCCCUUCUCUAAUUAUACCAACUUUAGUAACGACCGCAGGAUAGCAAUACACAGCGAUCUGAGGAGCCAUAAACAAACCUCAACCGAAAGACCACUCUAUAGCCACAAAUAAUGCUCAGAACAGCACCUAACUUCAUCAACAGGACAUAUUGGGUCCUAACCACAGUUCAUUACGGACUACAGCGGGGUGCCGCAGCUCAAGGAAGAACAUUUAUGAUCAUUUCUUCAUGGAAAUACAAUCAGACCGAGAUGCUAAGGCAGUGGGCUACUAUGACUGGGACACUGCAUGUCCUGUUAAUGAAGUUAGGUGCUGUUCUGAGCAUUAUUUGUGCCUAUAGAGUGGCAUUUUGGUUGAGGCUUGAUUAUGGCUCUCUGUAUUUCUAUCCUGUGGACGUUACUAUAAAGUUGGUAUAACUAGAGAAGCAAGUGGUCGGCAACAUUCAUCUCUCAAGGGGGCGUCUAACUCUGAGUUACGUUGUGUUUGACCCUGACUUAAUUUUACCCCUGAAUAUCCCUUUAAUCCUCACAGUUUGCUCUGAAAUGUGGGUUUGUUAUGCUAACAGCAGCUAACAUGGCCCAUGGUGCUAGUCCAAAGCAGCUGUGAGGGAGUCCAAAUCCCACUACUCCACUUUGACUUGGAGGUGUUUCGUCCAUGAACUCUGUAUGUAGUUAAGCUUCAAACACCUGAUGAGGUUCAUACAAACACUAUAGAGACUUUCACAUAGAUCUAAAGUUUAAGCUGUAUUUAUGAUGGAAAUUAAUCAAAGUUUGUAUCCGACUCAUUUAAGAGUGUUGCCUGUCUGUAUUUUUAGCCUUUUUGUUUCAUAACUGUAGAAAACGGUGCAAUAAAGUUUGUGAAUAACUGAAAAAAUCCACCAUCACCUCUUGUUUUUGAUGCACUUCAUUCAUCCCCAGUUGAGACUGUAAUAAUAUAAUUUCCCAAUGUUGUGCAGAGUCGCCUUUAUGAGAAUUAAAUACUCUAAUUACCCUUCCUCCUGUGUUAGCUUUUACUAUGUACCCACUAAGUUAACAGGUCGGUUAAUCAGCUGUAAAUUACACUAAAAGCAAUUCUCUAUCAUCUAAUUUGGUUCUCAUCUUUAGGUUACCUUUUGAGGAGGAGGGAUACACUUCCAUGUAUUUUUUUGAUGCUUCACAAAAGCACAGAUUUCUCGUCUGUACUCAAACUUUCAUGCCACAAACAAACAAAAAUACAGAAAUUUUCAAAGACCAAGCCAACAGAAGCAGAACAGAGAUCAGUGAUGAGCCGUGAGGGUCGUUUGGAUCAGUGUAUUUGUCUUUUAUUGCAUCUCAUUUGGACUCACAUGCAGGUGGGGCGAAGGGUGGGGGAGUUUGGGGGGAGGCGGGGAUGAUGCCAUCCAUAAUAACCCAAAGAAAGAACAACACAACCUCCAUCUGAAUACAAACGAUAUUUACCCACAUUCCUCCUGUUCGUAUGUGUCAUAGUCGUCUUUAUUUUUUUCUUUCAACACUUUGUUAAUGCCACAAUGGAUUAAGAUACAGUCACUUUUGGAAAUAAACAGAUAAACACACAGAAUAUCCAGCGUAUACAGAGAGAGUCCCGAAGACCUCCAACCGUCUGAACGACCCAAAGAGGACCGACUUCCUCCCUCACUGACAGUUAUGUAAUGUGGGAUGAGAGACAGAGAAAGGCGCUCUCUGAGAGUACUUUAAACCGCACCCCAGACUGACUCGUGUCGCAUGCUACGCUGCAGUAUCACACCACAACAGCAGAUGGCGCAAUAGUAAACACUCAGGGCAAAGUUUCUGUCCAAUACUGCCUGAUUACAAAUCGAGAUUAUUCGACAUAACUAAAAAAUAUAUGAUAUCUUUUCUCACAAAAUAAAGAUUAAAGAAAAAUAUGUGUAAUCUAUCAUUUCAAAUAGUCUAAAAUGCAUAUGUCAAUUUGAACACAGUUCACAAAUUUUUGCAUGUUUCACACGAUCCCUAAAAAAAAACAAAAAAACAAAAUAAACAAAGAGAAAAAGAAAAAAAACGAACACAGUCCCGUGAUAAGUCCAGAUUUGCAGUGCAAGAGUUGUUCUCAGUUGUUGACAGCUGGGAGGAUGGAUGGCCAAGCAGAUAUAGGUACAACCAAGUUUCAAUGACAUAAACAUAGCUCAGUAUUAGUUCAGACAACAGGGCCAGAGUGGGAGUGGGAGUGGGAGUGGGGGGGUCGGCCAGUGAAGUUACGCACACUGAACACAGUCCACAUUUAACAACAUAGUCCUCGUUUGGGAGAUGCGCAGAGAAACCAACAUAUAUCCACCAUUCCAAUCGGCUGAUAUGCAGAAAUCCAGAAUGAAUCUAAAUACACAUUUAAUAUUUUUUUGUUUGUUUUUUUAAUAGUAUAUUAAGUAAAGGUUAACACUGAUACACACACACACACGCACACACACCCACACACACAUAAACAGAUUUAUGUUUUCUGUAUCUAGGGUUCACAUUCACAGUUGUGCUACAACAUUAGAUAAGGGGGGGGGCGAAAAGGGGGCGGGGCAGAGAUGGGUGAUGUGAUGGCUGGUUGGCUGAAGGGGUUGGAGGGCAUGACUGAGGGGAAGGCAGUGGGGGGGUGCAGACAUCCACAUCCACAGAGCUCCAGACACGGUGACGAACCUGCAGACGGAGGAAAGAGUAUCUGAUCAGAACUCAUACUUUUGAUCGUAGCGAGUAAUCUAGAGUCGGGAUGAGAAUCGAUAACAAGAUCUUUUUUGUCUGCCUUCUUGACGAUUCUUCUUAUCGGUUCCUCUUGCAUCUCUAUGCGUGAUGAUGUAGUAUGCGAGAAGUGUGUUUUGGUUUAUAACUUUCCAGCAUGGCGCCGAGGCAAAAGUGCUCCAGAAAUUUGGCUGGAUUUCAAGCAAAAAGAUGAUACCAAGUCUACUUGAAAAGCUUUAGUUUCAUUGAAGGGGGGAAAUACUUCCGAUAUGCGGAAAUAUCUGUCCACCCAGCAUGCGAUUAAUUUCCGGAAGUGUAAUGUGUUUGAUGCGCUACUUAGCGAAGGCGAGACUGGUACAGGCAAAAGCAGGAGCAGGGCUAACGUCUUGGUAUCAUCUGCUUUAGUCCACAUUACUCUGUUUGAUGUCGGACCUCAGAAAACUAAAAUACCUCCACACCACCGACGUUUUUGUGCCGGUGUUGUCGAUAAUAUCGUCAUCUGUUGAGCCUUCAUUGUCAGCGCUUGUAUUGUCCUUGCUUAUAUUCGGACAAGACAAGCGCUAAAAUAACUUUCGUAGAUGUAGCCAUCUCGUGUCCGCCUCCAAUUUUGCUUUCGUCUGACUUACGCUGGUUACUCAUGUGUGACAUCAGCUCGGACUUCUGAAUUCCGAGGUAACUCGACGCAACAUAAUUUCUCACUCAAAGAGAAUCAAUAAGAGAAUCGAUAAGGAAUCGUAUCAAUUCCCAAUUCCCAUCUCUUGUCUAGAGCCCGUAUCACCGUACCUUGGGGGUUUACAGGUCAGUCAGUCUACAUGAAGUCCUUAAUGUUGAGGUCAUCCAGAGCGUUCCUCGGUGGUGGAGGCUUCCUGGGACUCUGGGCUGCUCCGGGAGACAUCUGUAGACACGACUUUAUGUCAGUACUUUCACUCUAGCUGUUAUUUUUAUUAAUGAAAGAGUGAAACCGAGAGAGAGAGAGUUACCGGCGCCCCAGGGGUCGCUCCCGCUGCAGGGAAGCCUGGCCUCACCAUCGGCAUCAUGGGAGCUCCUGGUGCCCCAGGCUUACACAGAGACAGACAGGAGAAUAGAGAGGAAAGUGAGACACAAUGUGGGGCGGCUGCUGGGUGUGAGGGACACCUGAGGGACUCAUUGUCCAUCAGGAUCUAGUAAUGUCCAGACUGGGGGGCAGGGACAUUACUAGACCAUAUUGGACUGGUGGUCUUACCAUGCCGAAGGUGGGGUAAGUCCCCAUAAAAGGAGGGACACCCAUGGGUACGGUCUACAGGUGUGGAGGGGAGGGAGAGGAGGAGGUGGGGUGUUACAAGACUACAUAUAAGACAGACACACAAUGCAAAGAACAUAAAGACCCAGACCCUAAAGACAGAGACAAAGACACACUGACCCGAUAUUUCCACCGCAUCUGGAAGGGCUCCUAUCCGGAACCUCGGCGAUUUUUGACGUACAGCAAUUCCUACCAGAUCUGUUUGUGAGGUGAAUUUCAUGACAGCAGGAAUCACAAGAACUCACAAGAACCCAGGGAUUCACAUGCGAUCGCACGAUAACGAGUUCUCUUUAGCCACAGAGGCUAACCAUAUAAGCAGUAGUUUGUGUCCUUCCAGAGGAGGAAAUCUACUUCUAGACUUCUAGAAUCAGCAUCUCCUCAUCUCCGCCUGUUUGCAUGGUGUGAAAUACGAUCUGCCUGAAACACAGAAUUUUUUAUUUUGAAAAGAAGCCGGAUGUUUUAUUUUGUGUCUGUGCCCGACUUCCUUUCCAGCACGAGUUAAUCUGUGCUGAAUUUAUCCGCCAUGCUCCGGCGUCCGGAAAAAACAGAACUCUCGCGAUCAGCUGAGGAGUCCGGCGAUCCACAGAGGAACGGAAAGAAGCCGGUGGAAUUGACGCAUUAACUUGAAUGGUUACGAUCAGCUAUGAUCAGCAGAUACGGCCUUUUCGAAGCUGUUCCGGAUGCGGCGGAAAUUCAGGGUGAGUCCAGACAACAAAAGUCGACACAACAAACAAACAAAAAUGGACAACUACACAUGCAACAGGGUUUGGAGAGCAGGGGAGAAGCUUUUAGCAGGAAGCCUCUAGAUGAGAAAGUUAUUUCUGUUGUUGCUAAAAAGAAACUUAAUUAUCCAAAAUGAGCAAAGGCGUUAGUGAAGGUUGCAUUCAGCUAUGAGGGGGAGAACCAGGUCGCUUUCCUGGACUCGUUUAGGCUCAGAAAUAAAGAGGAACUUAAAGAGAAAGAAGCUGUAUCCAGGCAACAGCUUCUUCAAUUGGCUCUAAUAUUUGCCACUUCAUAACUCUCCAGUAGAUGUUCCAGUUAAACCAGAAAUAAGAUUUAAAAUUUCUACUUCUGGUUUCUUCUAGUCUACUUCAGGUCGUCUUUGUCUUCCUCGGUCUACAGCUGAACCUGGAACCUGGAGAGCUAGAUGAAGGCAAUGCUCGUGAUUGCUGCUAUAUGCCCUGUCUGUUGCUGCCAUGCGUCUCCACUCCAUGCUAUAAGACACAGACAACAUUUACCAUGGGAGCACCCCAACAUGGGGGAGCUACCUGAGGGGCCGCUGGGGUUCCCAUUGUGAGAUCUGGAAAAAAGAGAGAAAGAGAAACACUGAAAGGUCACAGUUUUCAUUCACUGACGAGACAGAGGAGCGAGUUAAAGGGAUAUCUCGGCGUAAAAUUAAGUUAGGGUCAAAAACACCGAGUUAGACACCCUGUCAAGAGAUGAAUGUUGCCGACCACUUGCUUCUCUAGUUAUACCAACUUUAGUAACGACCACACGAUUGCAAUACAGAGCGGUCCGAGGAGCCAUAAACAAACUAAAACGCCACUCUAUAGACGGGUUUCUGCAACGUCAUCGCAGGUAUGUGCCUGCAGCGUUGGGGCAGAAAGCGGGACAUUUCUUAUUUGUUAACCAGCGGAGUCAACGGAGAAAGAAAAUGACAAGGAGCUGUUGUGCUGUAACUACAGCGGGGUGACGCAGUUCAAGGAAGAACAUUUAUGAUCAUUUCUUCAUCAUUUCCUUGAAGUUAUAUUCUCCAUAUCAAUCAUUUUUCUCUGCAGAUGCGAUAGUUCUUCUGCCUUAGCGUCUCGGUCUGAUUGCAUUUCCAUGAAGUAAUGAUCAAGUAAUGGACUGGCCUGAAGCGGCUGCUGGAAGAGAGUAGGUGAGUUGUGUUUAGUCUCUUUGCUAAAGAAAUGAGUCAAAGUUAAAAAGAUGUUUGGUGUCUAGUACUAUGUCUGGGACCCUAUAUGUCCUGUUGAUGAAGUUAGGUGCUGUUCUGAGCAUUAUUUGUGGCUAUAGAGUGGCGUUUUGGUUGAGGUUUGUUUAUGGCUCCUCAGACCGCUCUGUAUUACUAUCCUGUGGUCGUUACUAAAGUUGGUAUAACUAGAGAAGCAAGCGGUCGGCAACAUUCAUCUCUCGAGGGGGUGUCUGACUCGGGGUAACGGUGUGUUUGACCCCUACUUAAUUUUACACCAGAAUAUCCCUUUAAUUUUAUGAAGGGAAAUUCGCUCAUUUACUUUUAACUUUUUCCACAAUCUGAGAGAUUUUUCCAAACAAAGUAAAUCAGAGAAUUUCCCCGUUAUCAAUCUGACAUUACUAGGAAUCUAAAAGACUACUUACUACUCGCCAUGUUGGCCAUGGAGGUGUCAACAUCUCCCCCCUGGGGGGUCAAAGUGGGCUUCAUUACAUCUCCUAAUCCAUCAAAUACUACAGAGAGGGGAGGGGAGAAGGGAGGCUCGUGUUAGCGUCUGUCAGGGUAAGCAUCCUCACACUCCACCACAAGUCAGUCUCCCUUUACUACUACGGAGGAUUACCAUGACAACCAACAGAUGUCUCCAUGACAACAGAGAAGAGAGAGAGAGGGGGGCACUAGGAAGUGAGUUAGAGAGAGAAUCAAGUUUAAAAUCAGCGUCUUUAUGUUUGGAUAAAUUACAGAUCAUUCAGAUGUUGUUAAAUCUGUUAUUGGAGACGUCUGUCAGCUGUUUAAUGCUGAGAUAAUUCACAUUAUAAGACUUUAAAUCUGCAUGUGAUCAUUUAAAGAAAGACUUAAGACCCUUAAGGCCCAAACAGACACUUGGUGGAUCUUUUUUCAGGUGAAUGUGUGAGAGUGCUGCAGGAAGGAUGAGGGCAAAGGCACCGCAGCUAGAAUGGAGCUAAGCUAACAGCUAGAGGAGCGCGGCGUGACACCACCGCCACUCCACACACACUCUCUGUAACCACAGAGCGUCGGUAAUGGAAGGGGGGGCAGUGCAGCUGAGCGUGCCGCCUUUCACCACUGCAAUGCAGCAGUGCACUGUGGGAAAUUAGCGUGUUAAAGAGCAAGGAAACUCACCCAAUCAAAUGGCAGGAAGCAAGCAAUGAGCCAGCCCAAGAGCCAGAUGGAGAGAGAGAGAAAGGGAGUGGGGGGUGAGGGAGAGUGAGGAAAAGAAAGAAAGAGAGAAAGAGGAGAGUAAAACAGCUCAGAUGCCAGAGAGGAGGGAGGAGGAAAGCGUCGUGGUUCAAGUUUUUAAAGGAGCGGGCGGUGAUGAAGAGCAUGAAUGAUAGAAAAGAGAGAGAGAGAGAGGGAGGGAAAGAAAGGGUUAAGCCUUUCAGCAGUAGUAGUAUUGCAGACCAUCAGUUAUAUAACAUGAAGACCAGUGGCACAGGACAGGGAGUGAGAGGAAACAGGUGAGCGGGGCAUGGGCAUGUGUUGCCAUGGUAACAGUCACCACAGUAACUCAACGAACAGUCCUGACAGGUGGGGAGAAAAGGGGAAAGAUUCCCCACAGGACUCUGUACGAUGUGAAUGAUGUGAUGAAAUACGACUCCGACGUGACCAUAUAUGGGCGUAGUUCAAAUACAAGGACUCGUCACUGAACACAGAACAAAUAAAAGACAAGUUUGACACUCUGACGUCUGACCUGAUGAAUACAACAGCCUGGAUUUAUAAAAGUUCACGAGUUUAGAGACAAACAGUCAUCAGAAAUGUUUUAGUUUAAAGAUCCAAUGAGGAGUUUUUCUACAUUAAUGAAAUGGGCUUAUAACAAUAUUAUUACCAUUAUCAUAAUUUAUAACAGCUUAAAUUGGUGCAAGCAGCUGAAGAGCUAGGCCUGUUUUUUAGUUUCCACAAAAAUAUUCACAAUAAUGAUGCAUCCGACUAGGGCUGGGCGAUAAACCGAAAAUUUACAGAUACUGAUAUUUACAACAUUAACUGACGUCAUUUUGCCCAGAUCGGUGUAUUCAGUGUAUAAAAAAAAAAUAAAUCAAAGUUGGUUUUGGAUGUGUGUAGGUAGGCUAUGGUCUAGUGUCCCAGAUGUAUUUUAUUAAUCGAGACGUGCAAAUGAAAUUAUUUUACCAAAACAACAACUACAUUCGACUGUCCAAAGUUGGCAGGAUUUUAUUUUUUUUUUUACAAUAAACACCAUUAAGCAUAUGGAGGACAAGAUAUGCGAAGAGCGGUUUGCCCACAGGGGGCGCCAAAGUUCACACAAACCAAAAGUUCCUCACAGGAGCUUUAAACAAGUAUUAAUUAAUCCAAGCUUGGUCCAUAACUAGAAUAGAAGGUGUCUCUAACAAAUAAAAUUUACCUUACUAACACGUACCAACUAAAAAUCAUGCAGUUACAUAUGAAUUAGCAACAAAUAAAGUCAUGGAUGGAUAACAAAGUAUCAGGCCUCUGAGCAUAGACAUAUACAGGCUAGAUCACUCCUCUGAUCACUGUCAGCAUCCUGCAGGUAAACCCAACCUGGAGUGUUUGCAAAGUUUCUUCCUGCUUUGGAUAAACUGAGUUGACCUCAACAGUUCAGCAUUUUGGCUCCCCACCAUCAGAAUAAUAUCUGAGGAAAACUGCAGCUGGAUGAACACUGUCACUUGUGCCCUGCAGCACUUACAUCAGGAAACAAUCAACAAACCCAGGCGUGGGGGAUUUAUCAAGGAUUCGAUUUGCAGAGACUCGAUAUUUAAAGUCGUGCUGAGCAGGAUCAGGAGAGAAAGACCGAUCAGAACUGAGCCUCAAACAUCUCUCUAAAGUAACCCAUCCAUGACUUCACCAUACCGCUCCACAAAGAAGGAAAUACUUCUAUUAACUGUCUGCAACACAUCAGUAUUCCUUCGUUUUACACACAACAUGCAUGCAGAAGUCUGAACGGCUGUUUUCACCUGACAUGAGCUCAGCACCGGGGGCGGCAGCAGCAGCAGGAGCAGCAGCGGCGGCUGCAGCUGUGGCGUCUCCUCCUGUGGACUCUGACAGGUCAAACCAUGCCAGGUCAAAGCAGAGGGCGCCGUUUCCAUCGCAGCAUGAGGGCAAAGAAGUGGGAAUAGUCAGCCUAGUCCUUCACACUGGUGAUGCCAAACAAGAGGGCUCGGAGUUAGAGAGGUUAGAUCAGACAGGAGUCAUAUUCACAUUCGCACAUACACAUAUAUAUACAUCCUAAUGACAAACUUAAAGCUCCUGUAGGGAGUUUUAUGGGAUGGAUAAAAGCAAAUAAGACUGUGAGGGACCAGAGCGCUUAAAUAAACAGCCCCAUUUUUACAGUUUCAUCCCAUUUUGCUUGUGAAAGCUGGAAAGCUAACAGCUUGUUUGGCACUGUGAUUCCGAGAAGUACAGUUGGUGCUAGAGGCCAACGCGCAUGCGCAUAACUAGCUUGUUUGUAUUUUACUCAUGCCCUGCCGCUGCGCUGGGAUGCCUUUCCUCUCUCCGCUGGAGUGUGGCUGAACCUGGUUUGAGCCCACUUCAUGGGUGCAAACCAGUUCCUGAAUACUGUAAAUUCCAACAUGUUGUUGGUAACUUUUUUGGCAUGUGAUUGUUGUCAUUUGACUGACUAUGGAGCUGGUUACAUUACUGUGUGUGUGUUUGCAUCAAACUUUGUCAGUCCUGAAUAUUUAAGCUUUCAUUUAGCUGACCUAUAAAUUCCAACAGGUUGUUGUUGGUAACAUGGGGCAAGUGUGAAUGUGAUGGGGCGCUAACAUCAGGUGCAGGUAAAAUCAUCUACUCGCUUAACUCGCGCGAAUCCAGACACAUGAAUGAAUUGUAUUUACUCGCUUCAUUCACGCAUCAACGGUAAUCCUUGCCGAUCAAAUGAUAGACAAAGAUUUUUUUUCUCAAUCUACCAGGUAAUCCUAAAAUGAGCUCCUUUUUAUUUUGGUUUUGGUGAUUGAAAGAAAAGGUAUCAUAUAAUUCGGGGCACCCACACACCGACACGAUCAGUUUGUCCUCCAUUUUAGAUACCAGUAAACAACCGUCCGUUUUCAUACGUCACCCAGCAACCUUUGUGCUGAUUAGUUAUUGCGACGCAGAUACCCGCUCAAGUUUAGACACUUUCAGCCUUCCCCCAAUUCGUGUCAUUCGCGCUGCCAGAGUAGAACGAGCGUCUAAUCGCGUCUUUGCAUUGAUUUAACAUGUAAUUCAGUCGCGCGAAUGAUUUUACUCGCAUUUAAUGUGUGGAGACAGUGAGUGUGUCUAUCACAGUCGAGUUGAUAUAGUAGUGAAAAACCAUAUUGUGUGUUUUUGUGCGGGUGCUCGCAUGGGGUUGACACUUCAUCAUGACCACGGUAAAAGGUCACCGCUCGCUGCUGCGUUAAAUACUCAUGUUUUAUGGCACAUUUGAGUUAGCAGGACUUAAGCAUAUGUCAAAGACAAGAUAAGCAACGACUUAUUUGUCCACAGGGGGCGCCAAAGCUGACACUAACCCAAAAUUCCCCACAGAAGCUUUAAUUGACAGUCAUUGUUGAUAAUUAAAUGCAUUUCUGUUUAGAUUAGAUCAGAUGUUUUUAUCCUUUUGGGAAGGAUCCCUCAAGGAAAUUAAAAUUAAAUAAUACAACAAACAAAACUCGAGCUCUCUCUCCAUAUAAAUAACUCGAAGAUUAAAUAAUUCAACCACUAAAACGUGACCAAAACUUGCAUCCAGCACUGCUUUUCCACCUCCACGGUCGACCCACACAGAAAUAAUGAUAUGCAGAGAAAACAUGAAGUUAAACAACAGAACUAUUCAUCAGUUAGGAUCAUGAAAAAGCCUCUUAUACAGUCGAAUCCUUCGUUCAUGUGAUUUACCCACCACCAAA